Molecule: messenger RNA, 729 nt
Organism: Linum trigynum
Lineage: Eukaryota; Viridiplantae; Streptophyta; Magnoliopsida; Malpighiales; Linaceae
Source: the annotation of a GenBank genome assembly
AUGGCCGCUCUAUUCGGCGUAUCCUCAACUCCUAGUGCCGCCUUCGGAAUCCGUACGAUUCCAUCGAGAAGAACCAGCUACGCCACGAGAAUCUCCUGCGUCGCAUGGGAUCCGGAGGGAUUAUUAGGGGCACAGAAGACUACGGGACACUUAGCUCGCCUCGAGUUCAAGAGACGACUUGAGAAGGACGCCGACGCUCGCGAGGCGUUUGAGAACCAUGUCCGCGAAGAGAAAGAGCGUCGCCGAGCACUUCGCGAAUCUCGGGCAAUACCUGAUACUGCGGCGGAACUGAUAGAGUACUUCCUCGACACUGAAGCUCAGGAAAUCGAGUUCGAAAUUGCCAGACUUAGGCCCAGACUGAACGAUGACUUUUUUGGACAUCUGCAAUUUGAACUUGGACAGCUUCGUUUUGCUGUUUCAAAGACUGAGGACAUGGAGGACAGAGUGGUUGAAUUGGAAACCUUACAGAAGGCACUGAAGGAAGGAAUAGAAGCAUAUGAUCGGAUGCAAGGCGAGCUUGUAACAGCGAGGAAAAGCUUAACCACAAUCUUGACAUCCAAGGACAUUAAAGCCACGCUAUUGGAUAUGGUUGAAAAGAAUGAACUCAAUAGAUCCUUAUUGACACUUCUGGAUGAAAACAUUUCAAGUGCCCAAAAAGGCAAUCAGAAAGAAGCAGCUGAUUUCAUGGAAAAAAUCCGUGGGGCUGUUCUAAAGUACGUGACUGUGUAA